AUGAUAGACCUUCGGCUCAUUGCCCAGGGGGCUGUCAUCGCUCCUGACUGUCUGCAGGGGCGGCACGGCCUUUGCAGAAAGAAAGCUCUAUCUGCCCAAGAACGUAUGCUAGCCUGCAGUGAUUCAGAGAGUCAACAUGCCUGGGGUAUCAGAGCUACGACUGGUGGAGAGGCGCUACGACUGGUGGAGAGGCGUUACAUCUGCCGCUAUCUCCUGCGCUCAUCCUAUGAUAGGCAGCCGCUGGGGAUGCCUUAUGCUUUAGUCUUUAUACUUACACUGUCUUUGCUUUAUUCCUCUUUGAUGCUUGUGAUUAUGUCUGCAGUUACUACCCCUUCAUCCCAGUGCAAAGCUGAGCUCCUUCGUAGCAAUGUUGCUAAGCUGCAAGGUGACUGGAAACAUGAAGGACUUUUGGCAGAUCUGAAAAAAGGAGGAAGCGGUUAUGGAGGCACAAACAGCGCCGGUUUUUUUAGAAGGAGAGCAGCCUGGAAGCACAGGCAGAGAGCCAGGAACAGACGUGGAGGCCGGAAGCACAGUAAGAGGAAGGGGCCGUGGCAGACCACCCCGUCGGGGGGGCAAGCCAUCACAGAGCAGGCAGUGAUAAAUUUAUCAAAGCAUCAGUUAACAACAAAUGAGUCACAACUUGGAAAGCUGCUGGAUGAGGCCUGCCUGCAUGGCUGGAUUACAGAGGAGCUGAGGGAUGCGCUUUAUGUAGAACACCCGCAUUGGCCCAUUGUGAAAACUGAUGCUGAAUUGACAGCGAUUAAUCGAAAACGGGUCCGGUUCGGAUAUAAAAGGAACAAGAAUUUAAAGGAGCUAUUAUCCUCUGCGGAUCCGGUGUGCAAAGGGGUGGCGACAUUGAUCGUAUUUUACUCCAAAGAGAAGCAUUUUGGACAUAUGAACUGGAUUGCGUGGCUCCUAGGGGCUUAAAUAGUUCCUUAUCGCUGAACUGUUUUCUGUGAGUUCUUCUGUCCAAUUUCACAUUGGGAUUGUGCUGGUAUUGUUAUUACAAUUUAUUAUAUGAUAUAGGUAAAUGGGAUCCUCAAGUUGGUAUAUCUUGCUGUGGAACUGAUAUGUGCAUAUGCAUGUGAAUGUUAUAAUAGGCAGAUCUUGAAUUAGAUUGGGGGCCCCCACUAAUUAGGAUAGUGUUUGGUUUGAAUUGAU
Molecule: messenger RNA, 1161 nt
Organism: Xenopus tropicalis (tropical clawed frog)
Lineage: Eukaryota; Metazoa; Chordata; Amphibia; Anura; Pipidae
Exons: 8
Coding region: 1-927 (308 amino acids)
Source: RefSeq, a predicted model, not a curated record